CACUAAAGACAAUCAAUAAUGCCUCCAGGUGGUAUGCACAGAAGCAGUUUGAAAAUAAUGCGUGCCGAAAUAUUUAUCAUAAUAUCAGUGACAUUCAUCACAGUGCUUCAGUUUGUUGACGCAGGUGCGUAUGGUCCUUGUUUAACUGAGAUUACUGAGACAGUAACAACUACCGCUACUACAACACAAACAACAGUAGAUACAAAAACAACGGACGUCACACAGGAAACCAAAGAAGUGAUUGUGAUAGAAGUGGUUUGAACUACAACGUAAAAUUUUAGAUAACUGUAAGUUGGUUGAAAUGUAUAAUGUUGCACAAAAUCAUAUCUCAGUGUUCUUCAAAUCGAUUCUUCAUUUAGAUAUCACAUGUUUUUCAACAAUUUUGUACAUGAUGAUUACACAAUAAAAUGCAAAUAUUAUUUCUGUG
Messenger RNA from Schistosoma guineensis, 427 nucleotides. Lineage: Eukaryota; Metazoa; Platyhelminthes; Trematoda; Strigeidida; Schistosomatidae. The record is from the annotation of a GenBank genome assembly.